UAUAUAUAUAUUUCAUUUUAUUGUUCUUUUCGUUUAGGAAAGCUGAUCGAAAAUAUUACCCAAUGGCGCAAAACGCUUCUGCACUUGGAAAUGCAACGCAAUCUGUAUCUUGUAUGAGUCGAGUAGUCAUUGGUAUAAGUAUAUAGCCUAGAAAAAAUCUUUAUAUAUAACGGCUGGACUGUAAAUUUAUUUACUCAAUGUAUUAACAACUUUAAACGGACGUAUUUCACACGGAAUUUGAUACAGAUAUAUUUGUAGCCACCUUCAUCUGGUAUCAUUAAAAUGGCCGAUUCCAGUGAUUUGGAUCGGCAAAUUGAACAAUUGAAGAAAUGUGAAAUUAUAAAAGAAGCAGAAGUAAAAGCUUUAUGUGCAAAGGCUCGUGAAAUUCUCAUAGAAGAAAGCAAUGUACAACGAGUUGAUUCUCCGGUGACAGUAUGUGGAGAUAUUCAUGGUCAAUUUUAUGAUUUGAAAGAAUUAUUUAAAGUAGGUGGUGAUGUUCCAGAAACGAACUAUCUUUUUAUGGGAGAUUUUGUUGACAGAGGAUUCUACAGUGUCGAAACAUUCCUUCUUCUCCUUGCAUUAAAAGUACGUUAUCCUGAUAGGAUUACAUUAAUUAGAGGGAACCACGAAUCAAGACAAAUUACUCAAGUAUAUGGAUUUUAUGACGAAUGUUUACGUAAAUAUGGUAGUAUUACGGUAUGGCGGUACUGUACUGAAAUUUUUGAUUAUUUAUCAUUGUCAGCUAUUAUAGAUGGGAAAAUUUUUUGUGUUCAUGGUGGUUUGUCUCCUAGUAUUCAAACUCUUGAUCAGAUUCGCACUAUAGAUAGAAAACAAGAAGUACCUCACGAUGGUCCUAUGUGCGAUCUAUUAUGGUCUGAUCCAGAAGAUACUCAAGGUUGGGGAGUUUCACCACGUGGAGCAGGAUAUUUAUUUGGUAGUGAUGUUGUAGCUCAGUUUAAUUCAGCUAAUGAUAUUGAUAUGAUAUGUAGAGCACAUCAGUUGGUAAUGGAAGGAUAUAAAUGGCAUUUCAAUGAAACUGUUCUCACAGUAUGGUCUGCACCAAAUUAUUGUUAUCGAUGUGGUAAUGUGGCGGCUAUAUUGGAAUUAAACGAGCACUUACAAAGGGAUUUUACGAUUUUUGAAGCAGCGCCACAAGAAAGUCGAGGAAUACCUAGCAAGAAACCACAAGCAGAUUACUUCUUGUGAUCGUAUAUUAUGAAAUCGCAAUUUGCAUGUUAUCAUUCUGAAGUCAAUGACAUAGAAUCUUUAAGAUUUUCAUGGAUAGUUUUUGUGUGUGUUCAAGUUAUAACACCACAGAUAUUUUCAAUUUAUACGAAAUUUUUUGAUUUAUUUUUAGUACAUUUUUAUGGCUAUAUAAAAAUGAACAAUUAUAUUUAUUAUUGAAUAUUGGAAAAAAUUAUAUGCCAGUAAGAUUACUUAAAAAUGACAGCAUAUGUUUAAUAUGAAAGAAUAUUAAUCAUCACAAUCAAAUAAUUGUGCUUUACUUUGUUAAGAUUGUAUUCAAAAAGUAUUUAAUAACUUUUGUUUGAAUAUUGGAGGAAAAAUACGUUGAAGUAAUUUCAUUUUUUUCCAGAAAAAAGAGGAGAUAUUAAAAAUAUUA
This is a messenger RNA of Polistes dominula (European paper wasp), 1621 nucleotides long. RefSeq names its product protein phosphatase 19C (gene Pp4-19C). NCBI's taxonomy places the organism in Eukaryota, Metazoa, Arthropoda, Insecta, Hymenoptera, Vespidae. The record is from RefSeq and is a predicted model, not a curated record. Gene Ontology annotation, molecular function: protein serine/threonine phosphatase activity.